Molecule: messenger RNA, 677 nt
Organism: Spirodela intermedia
Lineage: Eukaryota; Viridiplantae; Streptophyta; Magnoliopsida; Alismatales; Araceae
Source: the annotation of a GenBank genome assembly
AUGGCUGUCCACCAGAAUGCGGACGGAAGGCGAGGCAGUGACGGUGGCGGAGGAGAGAUCUCCGCGGCGCUGCUCUCCGCAAUCCUCCUUCCUCUCUUGGCCGCCGGAUCUGCAACUGCUGAGCGGACGCCGGCAAACUGCGUGGAGGUGCUUGUGGGAGUGGCCCCUUGCUUGGCCUUCCUAGCGGCGCCGCCGAUCAACGAGUCCUCGGCACCAUCCUCAGCCUGCUGUGCCUCCGUUGCCGCCUAUACUGAGGCAGGCGGAAGGAGAGAUGAUGCCGGAGAGGGAGAAGGUGGCGGCAUCGCCUGCCUCUGCCACCUGCUCCGCCGCCCUGGCCUGCUCGGAUUUCCCAUCGUCGCCGCGCGCGUUCCUUCUCUUUUCGUUUACUGUAACUCGCCGGACGCUGUUGGAUCACCCUCCCCUGAUGCCGCCGCUGGGUUCAGAGCUCUCUGCGAUGGUCCGUGUGGCGACGUCUCAAGCCAUGUCCUCCAUCUUCUUAUGGAUUCUUCUGUUUUUCCGCUCUGUUGUACGCCUGCUCUCUCUAACGAGUGCCGUUUCCCCUGUCUAGGCCCAAGCCCUGUCCCGCCCUUCCGCGACAGCCCUGCAGGUACGAUCUAGCCGCGAGUCACGGUUCUAUGACUGAAUUUAAAUUGUUUCAUGAAAUGGCUUCAAGAUAA